Messenger RNA from Daldinia caldariorum, 2467 nucleotides. Its product is annotated as P-loop containing nucleoside triphosphate hydrolase protein. Gene Ontology annotation, biological process: ribosomal subunit export from nucleus. Lineage: Eukaryota; Fungi; Ascomycota; Sordariomycetes; Xylariales; Hypoxylaceae. The transcript has 3 exons. Gene Ontology annotation, molecular function: GTP binding; GTPase activity. The record is from RefSeq and is a predicted model, not a curated record. Gene Ontology annotation, cellular component: cytosol. Bases 158 to 2128 code for a protein of 656 amino acids.
AGACUUUAACAAAACCACCUGGAAGCGACAACCUCGACCUUAAUUUAUAAGGACCGAGUUUCGCAAAAAGAAAGGGUCAAACUUAAAUAUUCGCAUAUUCGCAUAUAUUUAUUCGCACAUUGUUGUUCAAGCACAAAACACCAACGGAUUGCCCAAAAUGGUGCACGCAAAGUCGAAAACCUCCCUCGGUCUGGGCAAUACGCUCAUGAACGACCGCUUUGGAAAGGGUAAAGGAUCUGAUCGCAGAAAAGGUUCAGCUGCAGUCACGAGGAUCAACCAUGCAACAGGCGAAGAGUACAUCACAAACGACAGAAAAGAAGCAGCAUGGGUGAAGAUGCGCUCUGUAACGGAGCAAGGCGCGCUGGACGAGUUCCUUGCGACCGCCGAACUUGCCGGUACCGAUUUCACCGCUGAGAAGAUGAACAACGUCAAGAUCAUCCACACAGAUCAAAGAAAUCCAUAUCUCCUAUCAGCAAAUGAAGAGCGCAAUGUUAUAGGAAAACAGGCCAAGCAUAGAGGAAGGUUAACAGUCCCUAGACGACCAAACUGGGAUUCUUCGACUACCGCUGAAGAGCUUGAUCGGCUCGAAAGAGAGAGUUUCCUCGACUGGAGAAGAGGUCUGGCAGAAUUACAGGAAAAUAACGACCUUCUCAUGACUCCAUUUGAGCGUAACUUGGAGGUAUGGAGACAAUUAUGGCGUGUCAUUGAGCGAUCAGACCUUGUUGUUCAGAUUGUCGAUGCGCGCAAUCCUUUAAUGUUUCGGUCCGAAGAUCUUGAAUCAUACGUGAAAGACAUCGACCCGGGCAAGAAAAACUUGUUGCUGGUCAAUAAGGCCGACAUGAUGACGACAAACCAGAGAAAGGCUUGGGCGAAGUACUUCAAGGAGAAGAGGAUAGCCUAUCGGUUCUUCUCUGCGAGCUUGGCGAAACAAUUAAUUGAUGAACGCGAUCUGGAGGAUGAACCGGAAGAGCCUUUGAACGGCGAAAGCUCAAACCCGAAAACCAUACACGGAUCUAAAGAUGACAGUAACUCGGAGGACGAGAGCGAGGAAAAGGGUGUAGAUUCAGGGGUGCCCCUAAGGCAAGAUACCGAUGGUGGUGACGAUGAUGAUGAUAUCAGAAUAUUAACAGUUGAGGAGCUGGAAGACAUAUUUCUUCGGCAUGCAUAUGAUCCUGAUGAUCCGGAGAAGAAGCUGCAGAUAGGUCUGGUUGGGUAUCCUAACGUCGGAAAGUCAUCAACAAUCAACGCCCUCAUUGGUGCCAAGAAAGUCUCCGUCUCCGCAACGCCUGGUAAGACGAAGCAUUUCCAAACCAUCCACUUAAGCGACAAGGUCAUCCUCUGCGACUGUCCCGGUCUUGUGUUUCCCAAUUUUGCGACAACAAAGGCCGAUCUCGUCUGCAAUGGCGUCUUGCCGAUUGAUCAAUUACGAGAAUUUACGGGUCCCGCCGCGCUCGUCGCACACAGGAUCCCACAACCAUUUUUGGAAGCCAUCUAUGGUAUCCACAUCAAGACACGACCGCUAGAGGAGGGAGGCACAGGUAUUCCCACCGCCAGUGAGCUUCUAGCGGCAUAUGCCAGAGCACGAGGUUUCACGACCUCAGGUGUAGGACAGCCAGAUGAAUCGAGAGCUGCGAGGGUCAUCCUCAAGGACUACGUCAAUGGAAAGCUCUUGUACGUCCAGCCUCCUCCCGGUUGGGGUGACGGCAGCGACUUCAACCGCGAACUUUAUGACUCAACACACCUACCCGCAAAGCGCAAGGCAGCCCUUACCGCAGCCACGAAUGCACUUGACUUGGGCGACGACGAAUCAACAGUUGAUACGGAGAUUCUCGCUCUUCCGACUGGUGCAAAGUCAGAGAAGCUCGACAAGGCUUUCUUUGCGCGCGAUGCGGGAAACGCGGGACAUAUGAAAAUGCCCUUCAGUCAUAAGUAUACGGAACAAGGGAAGGCACAAGCACAAGCACAAGCUAAGCAUCUUAGCGGGCGUAAAGCCAGGACGAUGAUCGCUCUGGAAACAGGAAUGGAUCCGCAAGACGUACAGAUCGGUUCGAGCAAGAAGCACUUCAAGGGUGGUCAGAAGGGAAGAGGGAAGAAGUUCGAUAACAAGAUGUUGAAUGAGGAGAUUUAGAUAUUAGAUUAGUUUAGGUACUUUACGAAGCAAGGAAGGCAAAUUCUAGGUAGGACGGCAUGAGCGCAUAAGGUAACCAGAGCUAGUACCAUAAGGAUACGUAUGGCUAGAAAUAUUAUCAUUAUUGAUAUCCGCGCGAAGUCUAUAGACAUUAUUAUAUUUGAAUAUCUACAGUUACCGUUCCUUAUUAAGUUUUCCGUACCAUCUCCGUAUGGAGGUUACCUUUGGGCUAGGGCGGUUAUGGUUAUGGUUAUGGUUAUACUGCAUACAAAGUAGUACUGCUAGGUGCGAGAAGCGAUAUCCAAGUAGGAGGUACCCCCCCAACUACCUCGUACAUGG